Molecule: messenger RNA, 510 nt
Organism: Phytophthora nicotianae INRA-310
Lineage: Eukaryota; Oomycota; Peronosporomycetes; Peronosporales; Peronosporaceae
Exons: 1
Coding region: 1-510 (169 amino acids)
Source: RefSeq, a predicted model, not a curated record
AUGAAUGUUGGUAAAAGUUCAACAAUUCACCAAGGAGACUCUGGCACGAAUGCAAAUGGCACGCAGACAAAACAGGUCGUUUUACAAGGACUCCAGCUGUUAUUCCACUGCGAAUAUCUUGCACUCGUCGAGUAUAUUGAGUGUGUUGUCCCAAUAGCAUUUGUCACGUACAAGUCCGUGCUUGAGCAGCUACCGAAUAUUGUUUACUACCCUGGCGGUGCUGGUAAUUGGGGAAUUUAUGCCGUCGUGAAUAUCUUGGUGUUUGCUGCACUGGAAGUUAUGUCGUUUCUGAUGCUGAACCAGUUUCUACAACGCAAGUUUGCGUUCUCUCCGUUGUAUCAGGUUGCGUUCGUUCUAGAAACCCAAGUUUACAUUGUUCAAGCGAAGUUGUUUCUUUCAUUGGUGAUUCUACUAUCAUACGAACUGGCUCAUCUUGGUACGAUUUAUAUGCUCCCCCUGUCGUUUAUGGUUCCUCCUUUAUCUUACUGGGUUGUGUGCCUCAUUACGUGA